AUGGCCGACGUGGCCGUUACAGAGGUGGAAGUGCCUGCUCCCGACGCGGCAGCAGCAGUGCCCAGACCACAGUCUACAGAAAUGACGAUUCGCCGAGCAGAGGCACCGUCUCCUGUCGAGAGGCCCUCUCAAUCAGCGCCCGGCGACGAACGCGACGAACCACAGGCAGAGACUGUAGUGCAACAAACGCCUGCAGCGGCGGCGCCUUCAGAAGCAGGCCACAUGCCAACGCCAGUAUCCGAUGAACCUAGUGUGGAAACGCGACCCGGGUGA
Molecule: messenger RNA, 273 nt
Organism: Cordyceps fumosorosea ARSEF 2679
Lineage: Eukaryota; Fungi; Ascomycota; Sordariomycetes; Hypocreales; Cordycipitaceae
Exons: 1
Coding region: 1-273 (90 amino acids)
Source: RefSeq, a predicted model, not a curated record